AUGGAACUCCUGGUGACGGCACAAGGGAAAGAGAUGCGCGACCAGCCGCACCUCGACCUCUUGUACUUCGAGCCAUUCAUCCCUCGACCCACCGCACGCGACCUGUUCGAGUUCCUGCGCGACGAACUGUUCUUCUACCGCGUCAAGUAUACCAUCAAGCGUUUUGGUAAGGAGACCGUCAUCAACACGCCGCGAUUCACUACUGUGUUUGGAGUUGAUGAGACCAGUUGGUUUCGCAUUCCCAUGGCCACAGACAAUGGCAAUGGCACCGGCAAUGGCAACAAGAACAGCAACACCAACACCAACACCAACACCAACACCAACACCAACACCAACACCAACACCAACACCAACACCAACACCAACACCAACACCAACACCAGCACCAGCACCAAUGGCAACGGCAACGGCAACGACAACAACGACAACGAUGCAGACACAUCGGAGAUACCUGGCGUCGGCGUCGGCGUUGGCACUGCUGUCCUCGAAGCAUCCAGCACAGUUAACCCCAUCCGUGACAGACAGAGAUACAGAUACCGUUGUACGCCGCGACCGAUCCCGCAGUGUCUAGAUCUACUACGACGAGUGACCGAGGCGAGCACGGACACGCGCUACAACUUCUGCCUGGUCAACUACUACGCCUCGGGCGACGACAGUAUCUCGUACCACAGUGACGAUGAGCACUUUCUCGGGCCGGACCCGGCCAUUGCGUCGUUUACCCUGGGGGCGAGGCGAGAUUUCCUCAUGAGGCACAAACCACCGAAUGCUAAACUAGACAACACGAGCACGAACACGAACAUGGACCCGAACACAAACACGAACACGGACCCGAACAGCAAAGCCCAGGGUAUCAAAGCCAAGGAUAUCAAGGCCCAGAAUAUCAAAGCCCAGGAUAAAGCCCAAGAUUCCAAAAUCAAGUUAUCCCUAGGCAGUGGCGACAUGGUCCUCAUGCGCGGCCCCACCCAGGCCCAUUGGCAGCACAGCAUUCCCAAGCGCAAGGGCAAAGGCAAGGACUCGAACUCAGGCCGCAUCAACAUCACCUUCCGCCGCGCCAUGGUCCCCGCAGGCACGGAGAACUACUACCGCUACAACGUGGGAGAUGGCGGCGUGUUUAGAUGGGACAAGUCGGCGAGAGAGAUGAAGCCUUGGUCUAGAUAG
This is a messenger RNA of Capronia epimyces CBS 606.96, 1158 nucleotides long. RefSeq lists its product as uncharacterized. Lineage: Eukaryota; Fungi; Ascomycota; Eurotiomycetes; Chaetothyriales; Herpotrichiellaceae. Gene Ontology annotation, biological process: DNA repair. Bases 1 to 1158 code for a protein of 385 amino acids. The record is from RefSeq and is a predicted model, not a curated record. The transcript has a single exon.